Molecule: messenger RNA, 747 nt
Organism: Histoplasma mississippiense
Lineage: Eukaryota; Fungi; Ascomycota; Eurotiomycetes; Onygenales; Ajellomycetaceae
Exons: 2
Coding region: 1-747 (248 amino acids)
Source: RefSeq, a predicted model, not a curated record
AUGAAGGUCAUUGUUGCGGGGCUAUGCAGGACAGGAACGAUGUCGAUGAAUAUAGCUCUUCGCCAGCUGGGCUUCACAACCUGCCAUUUGACCGAGCAGAUGGAAGAUCCGAAACGGUAUUUCACACUCUGGACCGAAGCAAUGAACUGCAAUUUCUUGAACAAAGGCCGACCCUAUGGUCGAGAGGAAUUCGACCGCCUCUUGGGUGAAUACGAUGCCUGCCUCGACAUGCCCUGUUGUCUCUUCUGGAAAGAGCUUCACCAGGCAUAUCCAGACGCCAAAAUCAUCCUCACUAAUCGAAGCGUCGACUCCUGGAUGGACUCGAUGCAUAAAACGAUUUUCCCUUAUAUCCAGCGAUGGCACACGCAGGCCCUGAAAUUCCUUGAUUCCGAUAUGACGCGGCCGAUCGUUGUGAUGAUGGAAACGUCAUUUAAGGUACUUUGCAACAACGACUAUGGAGAAAGAUGCCGCCAGGCCUAUAUCAAUCACUAUGAAAAAGUCAGGAGUACGAUUCCUAAGGACCAGCUUCUCGACUUUAAUUUUGGCGACGGCUGGGAGCCGCUUUGUAAAUUUCUGGGAGUUCCUGUCCCGGAUGGUUCGUUUCCCAAAACAAAUUCCGCCGAUAUGUUUAACGCCAACGUGGAAGCAGAAUUGUGGAAUACGGUCCGGGGCUCGGCCAAGUUAGUCGGCACGUAUUUGAUACCAGCUGUUGCAAUUUCAGCUGGGGUAUGGUUGUGGGCUGCCUGA